Cladocopium goreaui is the source of this 6762-nucleotide messenger RNA. The record is from the annotation of a GenBank genome assembly. NCBI's taxonomy places the organism in Eukaryota, Dinophyceae, Suessiales, Symbiodiniaceae.
AUGGAUGUACGGAGGAGGAGGUCGGAGCCCCAACCUGCUGAGGGUGCUGAAGGGCCCGAUCAUGGAUCCCAAGAGGGAGCCGAUUCCAAAGCCCGCGAAGGUGAUGGAAGAAGAUUGAUGGCGAUUGAAGACGCCGCUGAUGCUGCCCGAAAAGGUGAAGCCAAGGAGGACGCCCAGACGGGAGCAAGAUUGAAAGAUUUCCCAAAGGGUGAAGCCAAGGAGGACGCCCAGUUGGGAGUAAGAACUGCUGCCCGAACAGGUGAAGCCAAGGAGGACGCCCAGACGGGAGCAAGACCAAAAGAUUUCCCGGGUGAAGCCACAGAGGACGCCCAAAAGGGAGUUGAUGAAGGAGCCUCGAGGACGACAGAAGCCCCGAGGACUGGCGGGAGUGUGGUGCCAAAUGGAGGGGAGGGUGUUGGGGGUGGGGAGACGCCAGGGAGAUCGUUUUUCACACCAACGGCAAGGGGAGGGAAGGUCACAGAGACCCCCAAAGAAGUAGCAGUCAUGGGACCAAGGGGGAAGCCUCAGUCCUUUGGGCCGCUGUUCACCCCUGAGCAAGCAGCCAAGAUGGAUGCGCUGCGAGCCCAAGCCCCACUUCUGGACACAGCACGAGCCAGAAGAGAAUGUGAAGAGGCUGCAAGGCCGAAGUUCCUGGAGGACGCACAGAGCAUCCCCAGGGUUGAGAAGUUCCUGGAGGAAUCACAGAGCAUCCCCAGGGUUGAGGAGAUGAAGUCCUACGAGCGAGAACUCGAUAGGAUGCAUGGCUUCAUGGAUGAUGUGAAGCUUCGAAUGGCAGAGCAGCAGGAAGAGAAGACCUUGCUGCAGAAGAUGUUGUUUGAGACCGCUGAGAACGAAGCUCACUGGCGCUCAGAGAAUGCCGAGCUUCGCAGGGUGGUUGAAGAGUUGAGGAGGCUGAGACCCCCAGAAGACGAAAGGAGGCUGAGACCCCCAACUGAGGGAAGAAGGCCGACGCCCCCACCAGGAGUUGAUGUUGAGGACAGGUGGAUGAAGACACCGUGUCCGCCCCAUGAGAUCGCCAUCCACACGCCGCCUUCACCCCCGGAAGAUCCCUUCGCCACGCCAGAGGAGCCCAGAAGUGAGGAGGUCAAGACCGGAGGCAGAGAUGGAGGAGCGGGUGGUGGAAUUAAGGAUGAGGAGAGAGAGAUGUCCAUGAAGGCACUCUUGGCAAUGAUGAGGAACAUGCAGGAGAUUCAGAAGAAGAUGCUCGAGAGAGAGCUGAAGGAUAAGGAUGAGGAGAAGGGAUUGGCAGGAGGUGUGGAAUGGGUGCGAGGACAGCCAGAACUGCCUCGUCUCCCACCAUGGCAUCAUGUCAAUGCCCCCAUUGACCUGAAUGACUGGCUGUCGUUGGUGGACCCCGUGAUGUCAGACCUCACCGCGACGAGCCUGAAGUGGUGGCAGCUGCUGGUCCAAGAAGCCCAGGCAUGGUAUGCCACCCACCAACAGAUGUCCCCGAUGGAAAGGAUCCAUCAUGAAGCCCUUCCCAGCAAAGAGCUGGAAGACCCAAGAUGGACGCGGCUUGAGCGCCGUGCAAGUAUGAUGAUGCUGCAGGCGGUGCCAGAGGCACAACGUGAGGAGAUGGUGAGCGCCAAACGCCUGACAGUGAUGAAGGUGUUGUGUCACCUGCUGGUGACAUAUCAGCCAGGAGGAUUGGCUGAGAAGGAAGUCAUCCUCUCCAAUCUGGAGAACCCGCCUGAAGCACAGACGGUGCCAGACGCACUGCAAGGGCUCCGGAAGUGGAUGAGAUGGAGAAGAAGAGCAGGUGAGUUGGCUGUGUCCGAGCCGGACCCGUUCAUCUUGCUAAAGGGGCUUGGCAAGGUGGUCAAGAAGAGCCUCGAGAUGAACAAGGAGCUGAGCUUCAGAGUGAGCCUGGCAAGGAACAACCUUCAGGUUGACAGCAACCCCACAUCCAAGUCGGUUGGUGCAUUUGCAACGCACCUGAUGGCCGAGUUAGAGCAGAUAGCACACCUUGACCCCCACACCGGCAUGCCCAAGAAGGCAACCCCCCCGAGAGAGCAGAACCCCCUGAAGCAGGAGCCCAGGCUGAAGAAGCUCGAAGGGAAGGAGGCUGGUGGAGGAUACAAAGGAGAUGGGAAAGGCAAGGAUGCCAGACCCGGAGACGUUUGCCGUUUCUUCCUGACGGAGCACGGCUGUAAGAAGGGCAAAGGUUGCCAAUGGCAGCACCAGGUUGAUGACCAGAAGAGGUGCUGGAACUGCGGUGGAAAAGACCACUUUGCAGACAAGUGCCCAAGACCUUCGUUCAGAAACCCCGAAGGGCAGAAGGAGUCCAAGGGUGAAGGAAAGGGUGCACGAAGCUUGAAGAAGAAAGAUGAAGAUUCCCCAGAUGGGAAGAAAGAGAAAGAAGAAGAGAAGCCAAAGAGAGAAGAUCAAGAUGCCGAGAGCGGCAAAGGACAGGUGAUCAAGGAGUUGAUGGAAGAAGCCAACAGGAUGCUCAGAAAGAUCACCAAAGAAGCAGACAGCAACAAGGAGACGAAGAUUGACCAGCUCCAGAAGCAGCUGGAUGAGCUGAAGUCCGUUAAGGUCCUCAGACUGGCAAGGCUUCAAGAAGGAGGUGCCAGAGGCCUUUUGGACUCAGGCGCAACUCACCCAUUGAGGGGGAGGCGCGAAGGAGAGAAGAUGAAGGGCUACAAGGAGGUGACAGUCUCCUUAGCCGGAGGAAAGGAGGCCACACUCCAUGUGACCAAGGAAGGCAUCAUGGUGGCCAAGAACCCAGGCACAGAGCCGAUCGUGCCAAUGGGGAUGGUGGUAGAUCUUUUGGGAUGUAGGGUUUCCUGGGAUGAAGAUGAAGUCCGUGUGACACAUCCCAAGAAAGGGAAACUGGAGGUGGUUCUUCGUGGAGGAUGCCCUGAAGUUUCAAGAGACGACGCCCUGAUGCUCAUCGAGGAGAUCGAGGAGAAGGUCCGGUCCAUCAGGCCGAAGACACCACAUGAGCAGGAGGAGCAACAAGCAAAGCAUGAGGAGAUGGAAUGGUUACAAAGGAUCCUGAAGGAGCACCCAGCCUUCAGGAAAAUCCCAGAAGAUCUGAGGAAGAAGAUCCUCGAACCACCAGCAGAUGAUGUUGCCAUGUGUGGCAAUCGAAGACAGAGGAAGAAGUGGGCUAAAGAAGGCCUCAUUCUGCAUCUCUAUGCAGGUAAAGACGAAGGGUAUACGUUCAGACGUGCCUUUCAUGAAGUGGGGGGAGACAAGAGUUUGGUCCUCGAGGUGGACUGUCUCAGAGACCCCAAGUGGGACAUGCUGCCUCAAGGCAAAGCAUUCCCGGCGCUGUUGCGCUUGGCACUCAAAGGUUGGCUGAAGAUGGUGAUGGGUGGACCCAAUUGCCGUACAAGGAGCGUCUUGCGGCACAGACCUCUCGGUGAGAAGGAAUGGGGACCAAGACCCCUGAGGAGUUGGCAUGAAGACCAGGAAUGGGGGAGGAAGGAUCUCACCGAAAAGGAGAGGCAGAGGGUCGAAGAAGAUGACAUCCUGAUGCUCAGGAUGAUCAUGCUGUUCGUCGUGGCGGAAGAAGUCCGGAAGGUGAACGGUGUGAAGACACCCACUCAGUUCGCCAUCGAACAGCCAGCGGUGCCAAAAGAAGAGGAGGUGGUAAGUUGGUGGAAGACAGGGAUCUGGAAGAUGAUGGUGAAGAUUUAUGGCUUCAAGGAGUCCACCUUCGACCAAUGGAAUUGGGGAGGCAAGGCUCACAAGCCGACGACGGUGGGAGGAACCAUUGAAGUGGAAGCUCCACCAAGGAUCCCAGGAGGAAAGAAGAGGGAGGUUAAAGGAAAGACCCCAGAAGAGCUGCUGAAGGAAUCAAGGCAGUUAGCCCGAUGGGCGCCUGGCAUGAUGAGAGCCCUGGCAGAGCAGGUGGUGGAGAAGGUCUGCGGCAGAAAGCCCAAGAUGAGACCACUCAGCUGGGACGAGCACGUCCGCGCAAACCACACACCCUUCAGAAGGGAUUGCCGCAUUUGCCAAGAAGCCAUGGCAAAAGCAUCACCACACCGCAAAGCAGGACAUGCCAGAGCAGGGGUGCUCUCCCUAGACCUGUCUGGACCCUUCAAGAGGGCCAAAGACAUUCUCAAAGGAACUCACGCCAAGUUCCUGCUGGUCGGGGUCUAUACGUGGAUUGAUCCACGACCCGGUGGCCACCCUGCCCCGGAUGAAGAGGAGGUGGAAGUGCCAGACGAAGCACCAGACCUUGAAGAAGGGGAUGGGGAGGUGGAUCCAGAGAAGAGACCCAGAGGACGGCCAAGAAAGGAUGACCUGGCGAUGAGAAAAGAAGAAGAAGAAAGAAAGAAGUGGAAAGAAGAAGGAGAUGCCGAGAGAGCGGCAGAAGAGGCCCAGAGGCCACAGAGAGGAGAGCCCAUAGAGGGUGGAAUCUUCAAUGACACAGAUGAAGAAGAGGCGGCGAGAGUGCCGGCCGAAGAAGAUGCAGGCAGGGUGAGUGAGCCCGAAGAAGACGCUGGCAGGGUGAGAGAGCCCGAAGCAGCACAAGCAGAUACAAGCAGGGUGAGAGAGCCCGAAGCAGCACAAGAAGACACACACAAGCAGCCAAAGCCAACAGAUGGCGAAGAAGAAGAAGACGAUGGCGGGGUGAAGAUCCGAUACUGCCGGAUGGUUCUACCCAUAGCGACGAAGCUCGCUGAGGACAUUGUAAGAGCAGUGCAGCUCUUCUACCUCCGCUUGAGGACGGUGAUGAAGAACGUCCAAGAGCCCAUCACCGAUGAAAAGUGGAUUGCAUUGGAGAAUGAGACCAAUCCAGUCCAGGUGAGAAGAAGGCUAAGAAGCAAGAUGACAGUCCGGCAGCUGAAGGCUCCCAAAGAAGAGGAAGAGGAGGAGGAAAGACGCGUGAAGAUGAGAAGGAUCCAAGAAGUGAUCCGAGAUGAGAUGGGCAGAGUCAUGGAAGAUGACGAAGCCAAUGUCCACAUCACCAUGAAGGAGCUCUGGAAGUUGAGGAAGUUUUCAGAGGAGGAAGCUCCAGAUGAAGUGCUCCAAACAAAGGUGGUGGGGAUGCAAGAAGUCAGAAGGGACUUCCCCAAAUGGAAGGAAGCGGUGGAGAAUGAGAUCAGGUCUCUGUUUGAGACGAAGGGUGCUCUUAGGAAGGUUUCGCCAGAGGAGAUGGAGGAGAGGAAGAAGAAGGGCGAGUUGGACAUCAUUCCGUCCAAGCUCGUAUGCACCUUGAAGCCUGAUCCCACCAAUCCAAAGGGGAAAAGAAAAGUCCGAAUUGUUGCCUGCGGCAACUUUGUGACGGCUGAAGGAGCUGACAAGAAUGAGCUCUUUGCGUCAGGCUCAGACGCCAUAGCCGUGCGGCUGGCUGUAGAUGAAGCAGCCAAAAGAGGAUGGUCCGGGAAGUCAAUGGACAUCCGAACGGCGUUCCUGAAUGCGCCGAUGGAGCUUGAUGAGGAGGCAGAAGAAAGGAAGCUGAAGGAGAAGGAAGAAGGAAAAGGGCCAGAGGAAGGAAGGACAGAGGAGCUCCGAGCACACAGAGUGCUGGUGAAGCCGAUGUUUCUCAUCCAGAUGGGACUCGCCAAGCCUGAUGAACUGUGGGAGGAGAUCAAAGAAGAUGAGGAGAAGAUGCUCCGCUGCACAGCACUCACAGACAAUCAGGCAGCGACCAGCAUCCUGUCUGACCCCCAUGGCAGUUGGAGGACGAGAUACCUCCGAAUGAAGGCCAAGAAUGUGAGAUGGAGGAUUGAGAAGGCAGACUGGAUGGUGAUCCACGUCCCAGGGGCACAGAUGCCUUCUGACAUGGGGACGAAAGCCCUCUCAGCCCAAAGGUUUGAACACCUGAAGAAGCUGGCAGGCAUGGCAGGACUGCCAAAGAAGGAGAAAGCUGAAGCCCAAGCCAAAGCUGAAGCCAAAGCUGAAGCUAAAGCUGAAGCCAAAGCUGAGGAGACAGAGGAGAAGACAGAAGGGGCGAAGACGAUGAAGGUCAAGGCCCAGACAGAGGAGAAGCUCAAAGAAGGAGCGAAGAUCCUGCAGAUGAUCAUGCUGAUCUCUCAGCUGACGCAGACAGAAGCACAGCCAGGAGAUGAAGAAAGAAGGCCAUAUGGUCCUGACUGGAUCUUCCUGGUGCUGCUGGCAUUUGCAGCACUAGGCCUGGUGGCGUGCAUUCGCUGCACGGUGUUCUUCGUGCAGUGGCUGAUGGUGAGGAUCCGCCUAGCAGAGGCGAAAGACCGCAUCCGAGCACGGCAUGCGAGGGAUGUGGAAAGACAGCAGCAGAAGGAUGAAGAAGAAGAAAGAGAGGAGGAAGAAGCGCUGUGGCGAAGAGUGGCAGAAGCCAGGAGUAGCCACGCCGCUGAAGCGAAAGCACAGCCAAAGAGGCGAGCAGCCAAGGCGAAGAUGAAGCCGAAGGCGAAAGCGAGGGCAGCAGAAGAUGAAGAGGAAGAUGAAGAAGCCCGAAGAGAUCGGGAAGAGCUGCGACAGAGGUCUAUGGCAUGUGACCUGGGGUAUGGCCGCGGGUUUGGAGCAGCCAGCUCCGCUACCAGCAGCAUGCCGCUGUUGGGUGGUGGGAUGAUGAUGGAGGUCGAGCUUGACCCAAAUGAGGAGCCGGCCAACGUGGUGGGAAAGGGCGACCUGAUGGCUGCCAAAGGAAGAGCGAAGGGAAGCCGAGAAGAUGGUGGAGGUGGAAAAGGAAAGAAAGGCGGCGGCGAUGAUGACACGCACAACGACUUGUGCACAGCCGUUUUCGAGCUCAAAAAGCAGCACAGAGCUGCGGAAGCUGCCCUGGGACCUGGAGGUUGGUGA